Aspergillus melleus is the source of this 945-nucleotide messenger RNA. RefSeq lists its product as uncharacterized. The transcript has a single exon. The coding region runs from base 1 to 945 and encodes 314 amino acids. The record is from RefSeq and is a predicted model, not a curated record. Lineage: Eukaryota; Fungi; Ascomycota; Eurotiomycetes; Eurotiales; Aspergillaceae.
AUGCGGUUCCCCCAUGAAGGCGGCACCACCGAGGCCAUCUGGGAAGACGGCGACGUUGGUGAUGAUGUGCAGAAAUACGUGAUUUCAGUCUUCGCCGCCAUAGCUUGGUGCAAUUCGCUCGAGCUCAUCGUCCUCUGUUUCAGCACCUUCAAGAGAUACCGUGGUUGUUAUUUUUGGAGUUUGUUGAUCUCGUCGGCCAGCCUCAUCCCACACUGUCUUGGCUACAUAUUCUACAUCUUUCCUCUCGGCAUCUCACCUUAUGUCUCGGUGACUUUGAUCCUUCUAAGCUGGUGCGUGAUGGUAACGGGACACUCGCUCGUCCUGUGGUCGCGCCUCAGUCUUGUCCUCCAAACGCAGAAAGUUCUUAAGGCGAUUCUUGCUAUGAUCAUCAUCGACGCUAUCAUCUUACACACACCGACCGUUGUCCUCAUGUACGGAUCUAUCACGCAAGAGCCAUUCGCCAAAGGCUACAACGUCAUGGAGAGAAUUCAGCUUGUCUGGUUCUGUGUCCAGGAAGUGAUCAUCUCGGGGACAUAUGUCUGGGAAACGGCAAAGACCUUACGAAUUCGUCCCGAAAGCCACCACCAUAAAAUCCUUGCCCAACUUCUUAUCACCAAUAUCGCCAUCCUCAUCCUCGAUGUCGCCGUUGUCGGAAUCGAAUAUGCCGGAUACUACGCUCUUCAGGUUAUGUUUAAACCGGUGGCUUAUAGCGUCAAGUUCAAACUCGAAUACGCGAUACUGGGACGACUGAUUCAGAUAGCCAAGGGGGCUUGUUCGAACGAUAGUCCAUUGUCCUACACGCCACAAGAGUCGAGUUCGCACCGAUCACAUCACGGACGCUGGGGUAGCGGUGGCCAGGAGGACGCCAUUGAUCGGGAGAUCCGGGCUUGCAUGGAGCCUGUUGAAACAACAGAAUGUCGCCGGCGAUCAUCAGUCAUUUGUUGA